AUGAUUCGGUUUGGCAGGUCGCUCGGCUGGGCCAAGGCUCGGGGCCCCCGCGGCAGCCCGGAGACCCGGCCCUCCUCCUCCUCCUCCUCCUCCUCCUCCUUCGGCAGCCUGGCGCGGGGCAGGUCCCUGCGGGUGCUCGUGGACAUGGACGGGGUGCUGGCGGACUUCGAGGGUGGCUUCCUGAAGAAGUUCAGGGCCAGGUACCCGGACAAACCUUACAUCGCUCUGGAGGACCGGAGGGGCUUCUGGGUUUCAGAACAGUAUGGACAACUGAGACCCGAACUGACUGAGAAAGCCAUCAGCAUUUGGGAGUCAAAGAAUUUCUUUAUUGAACUUGAACCUCUACCAGGGGCCGUGGAAGCUGUGAAACAGAUGGCCCGCUUAGAAAACACAGAUGUGUUCAUCUGUACAAGCCCCAUCAGGAACUAUAAGUACUGUCCUUAUGAGAAGUAUGCCUGGGUAGAGAAGCAUUUUGGUCAGGAAUUUCUGGAGAAGAUCGUGCUCACACAGGAUAAGACAGUGGUCUCUGCAGAUCUCCUUAUAGAUGACCGACCAGAUAUAACAGGGGCUGAGCCAAACCCCAGCUGGGAGCACAUCCUCUUCACUGCCUGCCACAACAAACACCUCCAGCUGCAGCCACCCAACCGGAGGCUCCACUCAUGGACUGAUGAUUGGAAGGCAAUUCUGGACAGCAAGCGCUCUCCAUCACCCAGGAUCCUCCCUCCUUAA
Messenger RNA from Gracilinanus agilis (Agile Gracile Mouse Opossum), 729 nucleotides. RefSeq names its product 5',3'-nucleotidase, mitochondrial (gene NT5M). The coding region runs from base 1 to 729 and encodes 242 amino acids. Gene Ontology annotation, molecular function: 5'-nucleotidase activity. Gene Ontology annotation, biological process: pyrimidine deoxyribonucleotide catabolic process. NCBI's taxonomy places the organism in Eukaryota, Metazoa, Chordata, Mammalia, Didelphimorphia, Didelphidae. The record is from RefSeq and is a predicted model, not a curated record. The transcript has 5 exons.